UUGAAAUAUUAUAUUUGGUAACUAAUCAAAAAAUUCUUUAAUAUAAGUAUACUUAUGUGUAAAAAUUAAUUUAUGAAUAUUAAUUUAUGAGUCUCCAAAACUGUUUGAGUAAGUUUUUGUACACAGCAAAAACAAAAAAAAUAUUUGAAAGAGAAAGUUUAUGGCCACAUUUGGUUUCGGAAUCUGAAUCGUACCUUCAUGUUAGAGAGGGUAGACCUGAAAGUGGUUUCGUUUUCGUUUCGGAAAUUUAAAUAUAAUACACCAUUAAUUUAAUAAUAUUUUUCUUCAUGGUACUUCAUGGUCUACUUAUUGAAAAGUUUGCAUAGGUUCCUCAAGUUCUUUUAUUAACAGAUCUAGUUAGAAGAAAUCCAUUAUUUUUGCAUUGAAAUUGAAGGUUUUUUUUUUGAACAUAGUAAGACUGAUCCGAUUUUCACAGGCUUCUCUUGAGGCGAAUUUUUCACGGCGAAAUCAUCGCUAGAAAACGGCAGUUAUCACUCGAUAUCAGAUGCUUCCUACCUAUAAGGUGCAUGUAUAAGAACCUCUAAACACAGCGCUCGCAGCUUCUGUCGAGAUCGGUGUGUGUGUACUGGCGUUGUGUUGUUGUAAUUCAAUUCCUCUCCUAUUGGCUAAAGCUGGCCGCUUCUGGAUGAUUGCUUCCUUCAUCAGGUCCAAUUGUUGACAGUACAGGUCCCUGUCAAUCUCACCAAACUCAUUGUAAAACCUUUCUGACAGUCAAUUCUUGUUUGGUCACCAUUUUCGCGCCCUCACCGCCAUUCAGCAGCGAUUGGCAGAAUGAAAUUCAAUUCAUGAAGUUUUGUUGCGUUAACUCGUGUGAUAUACAUUUAUAGUAGCAUACUUUUAUACAUAUCUACACAGCGUUCAUAGACCCACAUGCCAAACAUGCCUUAGCAACAAUAAUUCAGAAUAAUAAUCCGCAUGGCAACAUUACAAAACAAGUUUAAAAAAAAUAAUAAUAUAAACUUGUAAUCGUCAAACAACGAAGUGAAGGAAGUCGAAAUAAUUUAGAACUCGUUGAUGAAUGAAAAAUGUUUUGGGGGCUUAGCGAAGCGCUUGAUCUGCACCAAGAAUAUUGCAAAGCGCUAAAACUACAACAACCACACGAGUAUGACGCCAAAAAGCAGGAAGAAGCCAACGAAGGAGAGCAAAAAUCGCAAACGCCUGGAGAUGUAUACAAAGGAGAGGCAGAAGGUGAGGCACUCAGCGCAGAAGAAGAAACGGACGCUGGUGGCGAUGCAACAGGCGCAGUUAAACAACUCAAUAUACUGCUCUUCGGUGCGGGUGAUCCGCGUCACAUCAUCAAAACAAUGGCCAAAAUGUACCGACACAAAGGCAGUCGUGUCAAUUUCUAUGUGCUCGAUGGUUGCAUAGAAAUCGUGGCACGAAAUAUGUUGCUGCUCGGUAUAGCGCUUGAGAAUCCGCAAUCUUUCCACUUAAUGCGAAAGGUGCAUCUCUUCAUGGACGUAUACGGCAAUGCGCUGCUGCGUCCCGCCUCACAUCAAUAUCUGAUAGGUAAAGCAAAAGCGAUGCUGAAAAUGAUCACCGACGAUGAAGAGCUGAAGCGUUUGGCACCGCAACUGAAUAUUGACCGACUAAGGUAUCGCGAGCGCGAUGGUUUGGCGAACGCCUUCAACUUUCUACUGCCACGCGAAGCUUAUAACUUCAAUAUGCAGCAGUAUUGGACCGAACGCGUACGCAAAUUGUUGACCACGCGUUAUGAUUAUCGCGAGGGCGCCUUCGAUUGGGAUUUGAAUAUGGUGUUGAAGGACAGGGACGCAGCGCAAAUAUGCUCGCAGGAAUAUCGCUAUUGGCGCGAAACGGGCAUCGCCUUUACUUACCCCGAAUAUGAGCAGUGCAAGCCGAAUAAAACACUCGUCGCCGGACUGGUACGUAACGGCGAGAAAUAUGUGCAUCGCGGUUAUGCUGGUGACAUAGAGACGGGUCCAUUUUGCACAUUUGGUCUCAACACCGCUGAUAAGCAAAUGAUGAACUCUGUGCAUGGCGAUAAUGACUAUCGUGCCACGGACAUUACCGAACGCAAUCUGCUGGAAUACUUUCACGAAUUGCAAACUUGUGCCGCUUACAAGCAUGAUCGUAAAAUUUCACGUAAAUAUGGUUCGGUUAAGUUGCUAAUGGGCGAGCGGCUCACAUUUGAUGAAUGCGAUGUGGAUGCCAUGCGCGAGUAUGGUAAACCGUGGAUUCAGAUGGAACAGUGCAAGAUAUUUUUCCUCUCGGCCGAUGAUAUUUUCACGCUGCAAGACGUGAAUGCCAAUGAAAACUGGCGCAACUUCUUCGAUGUGGUUUUUGUGGGACAUAAUUACUUUCCAUUUUUGAAGAGUAAUUUCGCCGAAGUGCUGCGCGCUAAUGCGUUGCUCAUUUUGGAGAGUAAACUGUUGACUGUAGCGCGUAAAGAGGUGGUGCACGAAUUCGAAGACAAAUUGAAGUCAUAUGCGAAGUUGUUAAAUUUAACGCCGGUGAUCAAUUAUAAUGCCUUGAAUUUGAAAAACAGCAUUUUGAGAUAUAAGAAAAUCAUCGAAGUGGAGAAAGAGCUGAAAACGGGAAUUAAAUAGUUCAAAUGAACAUUUUUUUAAAACCUCUAGUUACUACUUUGCAAUCAUUUUUACAGCCAAUCAUUUCGUUUCAAUUAAAUAUGUAUAUUUUUUAAACUAAAAACUUACAAAAAUGUAA
This is a messenger RNA of Bactrocera oleae (olive fruit fly), 2706 nucleotides long. RefSeq names its product Dynein axonemal assembly factor 3 (gene Dnaaf3). The record is from RefSeq and is a predicted model, not a curated record. NCBI's taxonomy places the organism in Eukaryota, Metazoa, Arthropoda, Insecta, Diptera, Tephritidae. Gene Ontology annotation, biological process: axonemal dynein complex assembly; motile cilium assembly.